This is a messenger RNA of Fusarium odoratissimum NRRL 54006, 1198 nucleotides long. Its product is annotated as superoxide dismutase. The record is from RefSeq and is a predicted model, not a curated record. Gene Ontology annotation, biological process: removal of superoxide radicals. The coding region runs from base 327 to 791 and encodes 154 amino acids. Lineage: Eukaryota; Fungi; Ascomycota; Sordariomycetes; Hypocreales; Nectriaceae. Gene Ontology annotation, molecular function: copper ion binding; superoxide dismutase activity. The transcript is spliced from 5 exons.
CUCAGUAUUGCUAAGCUUCAUGAGACGCUGAGAUGUCCCGUAGCUUGCCAGAGCUUGGUGACGACUGUAAGGGAUUGGCUAAGAACGCUGCUGGGCAACUCAGUGGGUUUUGGGAGUCCAAGAGUGGGGAAGCACAGCGCAUGAAGCGGAAAGAGGUUGAAGCUGGCGAGAGGUAGAAAGCUCAGAAGCUCGGAGGUCGUGCCGCCUCGGACCCCGACUCUUCCUCAAAAACUCCUCUUUGCUCCCCUCUCCACUUGCAUCAUCAUUCAAUCUUCAACUGCUUCCCUAACCUAAACUCGUCCAACAAAAGAACAAAAUUCAUCAAAAUGGUCAAGGCUGUGAGCGUUCUCCGCGGUGACUCUAAGGUCUCCGGCACCGUCAUCUUCGAGCAGGAGUCCGAAUCUGCCCCUACCACCAUCACCUGGGACAUCACCGGUAACGAUCCCAACGCCAAACGAGGAUUCCACAUCCACACCUUCGGUGAUAACACCAACGGAUGCACUUCCGCUGGUCCUCACUUCAACCCUCACAACAAGACCCACGGUGCUCCCUCUGACGAGACCCGUCACGUUGGAGACCUCGGAAACCUGGAGACCGAUGGCCAGGGAAAUGCUAAGGGCUCUGUCACCGACUCUCUUAUCAAGCUGAUUGGCCCGCACAGCAUCAUCGGUCGAACCGUCGUUGUCCACGCCGGCACCGACGAUCUCGGCAAGGGUGAUAACGAGGAGUCCCUCAAGACUGGUAACGCUGGUCCCCGACCUGCUUGCGGUGUCAUCGGAAUCUCCAACUAAGGAAACCAAUAACAUGAACUUUAUUGCUUGGAUCAAGAAGCUGUAAGGUGAUGAACAGUAUGGCGUGGCACGUACUCCACUACCGUACAAUGAGACGCAAAGGAAAAUAGUUAAAUACAAUCAAGCCAAGUACUAUCAGCUAGUGACUUUCGAUGCAGGGUGUCAACUCACAUACACCUUUGUUCAAGUUGAGCGACAUGUUCGUUGAAAUUGCCCACAUGUUGGAUAGUCUAUGUACAUAUGUCGCCAUAAUGAGGGGCUCGAACUUCGAAGACACUUUGAAUCCACUGAGAGAAGUCCAUGGCUCCAUCCUUAAGAUAGUCUCAGACAUACUAUUAUACCAUGCACCACCUAUCUCUAUUAACAAGAAAUUAUCAAUUUGACAUUUUGAUCACAUUGUAAGAGGC